AUGUUGAGACGCCCCCCCGGUACACUCUUGCACGAACCCUCGUACCCGCUGACGCUGGCGCAUGAACCGACAGCAAAUGGACCAGCCCAAACUGCAAGGGAAUAUUUCCAACCAGAUGCUGCAGUCCUCGACCCGCAACUGAGUGAGGCGGUUUCACUCGGAACAACCAUCAUGGCUGUUUCUUAUAAGGAUGGAGUCGUUCUGGCCGCUGAUUCGCGAACUUCCACGGGAGCUUAUGUGGUAAAUCGCGCGAGCAACAAGCUGACGAAGUUGGCCAAAAGGAUAUACUGCUGCCGGAGUGGGUCUGCCGCCGACACUCAGGCACUCGCCGAGCAGACAGCAAAUUAUCUAGAGAGCUAUGAGACAGAUAUUUCGCAGCCGGUGAAUGUUGCAACAGCAGCCAAUAUAUUCAAAAAGCUGUGCUAUAUGAACAAGUGGAAUAUAACCGCUGGUAUUAUUGUGGCUGGUUAUGAUCCUUUGAACGGGGGAUCUGUUUAUAGCAUUCCUACCGGUGGUGCGUGCGUGAAGCUGGACUAUGCUCUGGGGGGAAGUGGUUCUGUUUUCCUGUAUUCAUUCUUCGACGCCAAUUACAAACCGGGGAUGACGAAAGAAGAAUGCAUCCGUUUCUGUCAGCGCGCCGUCGCGCACGCGUACAGUCGAGACGGUUCCAGCGGUGGGUUAAUCAGGACUAUUGCUCUUCAUCAAGGCGAACCGGAAGAUGUAACUGUGCCGUGGACGAUGACUCCGUAUUGCAUGGAAAAGGACCCCAAAUAUGCUGAGUUGGCUGUGCAAAACCCUCCCUACAGUAGCUCUGCAAAGGUAUGCCAGAACCUAAUGACUUCUCAGUAG
Trypanosoma brucei brucei TREU927 is the source of this 849-nucleotide messenger RNA. Its product is annotated as proteasome beta-1 subunit, putative. Gene Ontology annotation, molecular function: threonine-type endopeptidase activity. Bases 1 to 849 code for a protein of 282 amino acids. The transcript has a single exon. Gene Ontology annotation, cellular component: proteasome core complex. The record is from RefSeq and is a predicted model, not a curated record. Lineage: Eukaryota; Euglenozoa; Kinetoplastea; Trypanosomatida; Trypanosomatidae.